Molecule: messenger RNA, 543 nt
Organism: Striga hermonthica
Lineage: Eukaryota; Viridiplantae; Streptophyta; Magnoliopsida; Lamiales; Orobanchaceae
Source: the annotation of a GenBank genome assembly
AUGAUGGGGACCUCUGGAUUCGGGCAGAGUGAACAUGGAAACAGAUUGGAGGUAAAGAAUGACGACGUGUGGAAUGCUUACGUCAAGCCAUUUUACGGUGAUUGGCUUGAAGUGUUUGGAAAAGAAAGGGCAACCAAUGUGGGGGCACAAGGCUUCACGGGUGCGGUAAUUGAGGUCUUACACAACAACAACACAGAGCUAAUACCAGAUUCUAUACUGGUCCCUACAACACCGCCAGAAGUAUCAAAUUUUUCUUUUGAUCCUUUACAUGAAAGUGCAAUGGAGUCUUCUUCGACACAUGGUGGUGAAAGCGGUGCAUCAGCUAAGGGGAAGCGCUUGUGGAAAAGAAAACGUCUUUUACAAGUGGAGGAUGAUAUAGUUGGUAUGUUGUCUUCAUUAUGUGAAAAUGCUAAUGCAUGUCUUCCUGAUAUAGCUACAGGAGUCGGGUUCCAACAAACUGCAAAGGAGCAACGUACGACUGUGUAUGUGGCGCUACGUCUAAUCCCUCACUUGAGUACCAGCCAAAAGGUGGUUGUCGCUUGA